Messenger RNA from Lasiodiplodia theobromae, 1515 nucleotides. Its product is annotated as DNA polymerase delta subunit 2. Gene Ontology annotation, molecular function: DNA binding. NCBI's taxonomy places the organism in Eukaryota, Fungi, Ascomycota, Dothideomycetes, Botryosphaeriales, Botryosphaeriaceae. The record is from RefSeq and is a predicted model, not a curated record. The coding region runs from base 1 to 1515 and encodes 504 amino acids. Gene Ontology annotation, cellular component: delta DNA polymerase complex. Gene Ontology annotation, biological process: DNA replication; DNA strand elongation involved in DNA replication. The transcript has 5 exons.
AUGUCGACCGCUGAAGGCUACGAUGGCCUUCUUAGCCCACCAUCCUCGACUCCCGCCUUUCCCGUCGCAUCGCGAGACCACCUACCCGCAUACACGCCGCUCAACACAUUUGAACUCCCCAAAGGCGCAGACAGGCACUACGUGCAGCAAUACGCCGACAUGUACUUUCUACGGCUGGUGCAGCUGAAGCCGAUAGUCGAACAGAAUGCAGCCGAGAAGUGGGCCGGCUACACGAUCAGAGGCACCAAGGCGCGGCAGGUUGAACGCGUGCUAGACGUCCGACAGGGCGAGCUCUGCUGGGUCGUAGGGACGGUUUACAUGGAGACGCCGCUGAAGCCCAAGGUCCUGGAGGAUAUAUCAAAAGAGCACUGGAUAUCCGCACCUCCACCCCGCGAAAAAUACAUUUCUCCUGAUAGUCCGAGCGAGAUGAUGCUGGAAGACGAGUCCGGUCGCCUCCGCAUGACCGGCCGCUGCCUAGAGGACGCACUGCUCGUCACUGGUGCUAUCAUCGCCGCAAUCGGCACCGAAAAUUCCGAUGGCGUUUUCGAGGUCCUAGAAAUCAAGGUUGCAGACGUGCCACGCCAGCCUGAGCGCUGGGAGCUGGAGGACAGCGAAGGCGCAGUAGCCGGAAAGAGUGAGGGCAGGAAGCACGGCAACUCUACCAAGAUCGCCCUCAUCAGUGGCCUUCAGAUCAGCGGCAACCACAGCGACGCACUCCAGCUUGACCUUCUCGCCCAGACGCUGACGGGCGAACUUGGUGGGCCCGAACUUCAGGCUAAGGUUGCAAGCAUAUCGCGUCUGAUCAUCGCUGGCGACUCUCUUGCCAACGCCUGCCCCAUCCCCUCGCGUGAAGAGUUCGCCGCUAUGAAAAAAAGUAGCGGCAAGAAGUACGGCUACGAUUCCUCGUCCUACAACGCCGCACCCACCGUCCACCUUGACGAUUUUCUCGAGUCAAUUCUUCCCACCAUUUCCGUGAUCCUGCUUCCCGGUGAGACCGACCCGGCAAACGUCCAGAUCCCUCAGCAGCCGAUGCAUCCAGCGCUCUUUCCGAAGGCAAGAUUAUAUGCGAAAAGCCCCUUGCAGAAAGCAGCUGCUCCCAGCACGUUUGAUCCCGUGACGAACCCGUGGGAAGGCGAAGUCGAAGGCUGGAGGUUUUUGGGCAAUGGUGGACAGCCCGUGAGUGACGUGUUCAAGUACGUGGAGAGCGAUGAUCGGCUGGAGAUGAUGGAGAGCAUGCUGCGAUGGAGGUGCAAUGCCCCGACUGCGCCGGACACGCUGUGGUGCUACCCUUUCCAGGACGAUGACCCGCUCCUCAUCAAGGACUGCCCACACGUCUACUUCGCGGGUAACCAGCCAUCGUUCGGCACUCGAGUCAUCGAGGGUCCGGCAGGCCAGCGGGUUACGCUCAUUGCUGUACCAAAGUUCAAAGAGACGGGGUCGAUGGUGUUAAUCGACUCAGAAACCUUGGAGGUGGAGUCGAUUGAGGUGGGGCUGGUGGAGGACGGCAAGGCUUGA